Molecule: messenger RNA, 4387 nt
Organism: Apis dorsata (giant honeybee)
Lineage: Eukaryota; Metazoa; Arthropoda; Insecta; Hymenoptera; Apidae
Exons: 15
Coding region: 229-2922 (897 amino acids)
Source: RefSeq, a predicted model, not a curated record
UUAUUUUAUCUCUUUAUUCUAUAAGGAAGUGCCUUUAAUAUAUAAGAGAUGGCGUUAGCGGUUAAUUCUGCUCCAUAAAACUGCGUGAUAGUCCUGCGUACUGGUUCUGCGCAUGUACGUAGUUCUAAAAGUACGUUCAGCAAUUUGGAGGGAAAUCUGUGGUAGUCGUAGAUUAAUUUAUUGCGUAUCUUUACAAAUUUUGUGUAAAUUAUCAGUUAUUUGUGCAAAAUGGAGCCUUUAUUUCAAUUACAUAUUAAGGAUAUCGAUAUUUUGCUUAUAAAUACAAAGGAGAGAUUGAUGUUAGGCGAUGAAUAUUCUCAGAUCAAAUGCAUCGAUCGAAUAUCCAACUUAUUCAAAAAUGGUGACGUUGUGAAGAAAGAGGCAGCUCUUUCAAAGUUAAUCAAGUUCGACAUACUUUCGAUUAUAUUUGAAAUUUUACAAACCUCCAGUGAUCGUUUACUUCCAUGUAUUCUUGAUUUUUUGGAUUUGGUAUUAAUAUAUCGAAAGUUUUACGAAAGUCACGUAGCCACAGAUGCCUUGGAUUCCAUUUUGAAAAUUACAGUUUGCAUUCUAAAAUCUCGUUGUAAAGAAACUCAAAUAUUAGAGAAGCUUAUUUCAACUAUUUAUGAUAUACUUUAUAGAGCAGUAGAGUUCAAUAUAGAUUUCAACGUAGUUUGUGUACCAAGACAAGUACUAAUUGUUCUAAAAUCAUUGAUUUUGGAAAAUCUUUGGGAUCAAAAGAUAAAAUUUUCUUCCAUUGUGUUAUUGAAUCUCGUUCUUGAAAACGUUGAUGCUGAAGACGAAUGGGAUGACGGUGUAUAUGAAAUGUGUCACAAAGCUUUCAAUUUAAUGAAAGAAAUCGUCGAAUAUAGCGACGAUGAUGUCUCAGUCUCGUAUGCUGCGAAUGCAUUGUGUGCUGUUUGUUCCUCUUCUACACGGUUAUGCAUCAUGGAAGACGACAAUCGAGGAUUCUUCGAUAAAGUCUCGAAGUUCAAAUCCACUCUGACAAAGACGAUCCGCAUAGUAACGAUGAACACGUUGAUACCUUACAUUAAAAAUACAGAAUCAAACGAAACGGACAGGGUUAAAUUCCAUAAGAAUCUUGUGACUUGUCUGAACAACCUUUACAAGCUGAGCAGUCGCUGUGGUCGCGACAACUUGUCAAACCACUUGACCGCCAACGGAUAUCUGAAGUACUUCUUGCUGUUAACUAUCAGACUUCCAGAAAUCUUACGACGUAGUACAUGCAUGCUAUUAUCACGGAUUAUAAUCACUUUAGCCGAUAAAUCCAUGCCAAUUAUUCAAUCCACAAGUCGAGAAAUAAGCUUUGAAAAUUUGGUGCAUCAAGGAUUAUUGGACCUUCCAAAAGAUCCCGAACAAUGGAUGAACAUCAUAGCUCAUCAUCAAGGGAAUAGCGCGACUGCCUUAAUGACUCUAAUUUACUAUCACUUCCAUGGAACCAGAGAAACCGAUAUGAUAUGCUUGAAAUCACUGAUAGAAAGGAUCGUUAAUCUUCCUAAAUCCGAGCAGACACCGGCUCAAAUUUUGAAAAUUUUAUGGUUUCUGUUCGCUGUUGCGUCCGUAUCGCAUCCAUCGCCGAGAUUGGAACAGGAUUACGACAAAGCUGUGAAACGAUUGGCAGCUGCGUUACAAUAUUCCAAGUUGAACGAUUGUUACACUCAUCACAUAGAUUUGAUGCAUUAUUGUCUGAAUUGCCACGAAUUCCCCAAGGAUCUGCGAAACCGAGCGAUGGAUCUGUGGUUGAUCGAAUCUGAUGGUGAUAUCAAACCAUUGUUAACUCUGGAUUGUGCAAAAGUUGUACAACAUUAUUUAUUGCUUGUUAUACAAACGGGAUACUCGGAUAAGAUAAUCAAUCUUGCGAUGAAGGGGAUUAGAGAGAUGAUACGUGUGGAUAAUUGCAAGGAAAUUGCGGAGAUUACCUGGCACAUAUUGCCUAAUCUUCUUUCAUCUUAUCAACCAUCGAAAGACGAGCAAAUAAAAGCGGUAUUAGAGCUGACCAAUGUGUCAAUUCCGGAUUCCUUAUCACCGAGCAUCAGGAACAGGUGCGCGGACAAUCUUAUAUCCAUCUUCCUACAUCAAGAAGGGGACUUGAAGCUGAGGACACUAGUAAUAAUGCAGUCGUACGCGUUGCUGGUCACGUCCAUGACGGUCAAACCGUUCACGAUUCUAGACAAGUAUUGCAUGGCAUCGAGAUUCUUGGAAGAGUUGCUCGCGCAAGGUUUCUCGAUCGAAACGCCUGAAUUAUCCGCUGUCUGCUUGAAACUCCUCGCGUAUAUUGUACACUGUCAAGAAAAAUCGUCGAUCCAGCGUGGUAAGCCGGUGACGAUUGACGUGCAGAGCUUAGCCGAUUUGCUGUUAAAUACGAGGAGCUACGUCCACUCGUCGAUCAAUGGAAUGCAACUCACGCUGGAACUUUUAACUCAAAAUAUUGACGGAUCACCUGUCAGACUGAACGAGAUCCCUGACGAUCGAGCGGAGGGUUUGAUCAAUCUCUAUGAGAUCCUUCAUACCGUUCAUGAAAGAUGUGAGCCAACUCAAAGAGAUAUUGUGUACCAAUGUCUCCAAGGUGUCUUGAAAUUCUGCCACGUGAACGUCGAGUCUCUGAUGUAUCAUAUGUGCACAUUGAUGAGCAACUAUGAUAUCGUAUCUUCUAUCCUGGAGACGUGCCACGUAAGCUAUCACUUUCUCGAGUUCGUUUCAACCUGGCUCCGCUAUCGAAAAAGAUAUUGCAACGACGAAGGACCGUGGAACGCGAGAUCACUUUGCAAGACUCCGUUCGAGGAAACUUUGGAUCAGAUCAAGAGCUACGUUGAUAUGGUAAAAAAUUUGAGAACCGAUACAGCGUUUUAUAAUCUUCUCUACGCGUUAUCGCAAUAUAAGGAAUAUUUGGGAGAAACGUGAAUGAAAUAUACAGCCUUGAGAAGCUUUGCUUUAACAGUUUAUUCGAUCCGUGCAACAUUGCUCGAUAACAUCGUUAACAUGUUAAAUACGUGCGUACAAAAAGUAGAAAAAGAUCAAUCAUGGACGAAUUUAAUCCGUCCCGGCUUAACUGUUUAACGCGUGCGUUUCAGCGUGAUCCUGAAAUAUAAUGUAUCCAUAGUUUGUUGUGUAUGCUAAAUAGCUUGAUUGCUCUCCUCGCUCUAAAUGCCCCGGCCGGAUAGUGUGUAUUAAAAAUUGUCAUAUUAUUAUUUAUUAUUAUUAUUCGAGAACUGGUCGGACACGAUUUGUGCGGUGCGUCUUUCGCUUGGAAUCCGUGUUCGCCGCCUUUCGCAGUCGCCUCUGCCGUGCUCGGCGUUUCUUUUUCCGAUUUCUUUUCGUGAUGGCAGGUUUUUGUUAUUUUCGCGGGCGAGCAUUGCGCUGCAUGAAACAACCCUUGAAAGAGUUCAAUCUCACGUCGAUCUCACCUUCUUCUAGCUGCAAUCAAACGCUCGAACUUGAAAUAUUUUACGUAAAUAUUUAAAAAAAAAAUGAGAGAGUUUAAGAGCAAUUAAUGAGGGAGUAGUACCUGAUCGAACAAGUAGAUUUCUUUGUAACAGGACGGUGACACGCAUUCGCGAAUGCAUCUUGUUUUGGCGAUGUCGCUUCUUUCCGGUGAUAAGAUCUUGCAAGCGCCGCUUUCUUCGCAAGCCUGCUCGAAUUGCCUGAAGAGAAGUUCCUGCGGGCAACAUUUUGUUAUAAAAAUAUCAGGACUAAAUUCAAAUCCACUCCGUUCGAUUGAUACCGAGUUGAAGAGUCUCUUAGCACGCGAUGGAAAAUGUGAAUAUAGCUAACUGUAUGCUUCUAGCAAACAAUAACGGGAUAAAAUUGAGCGUAACAAUUGGUUCGUGCGUGUUCAAAGAUUAACCCCAAUUAGAGCUCGUAAGAGUUCUAUUAUUGAUGCUGUUGGCGCAUUUAAUUUUCUUUAAAGAUAGUUUCCUUUCUUUUUGUAUGGACAAUACACUGAUACAAAUACUGAUACAAAUAUUGAUACUAAUACUGAUACUAUUUUUAUUUUACUGUGAAGUAAAAGACAAUAGAGAAGUUGAAUUCACAAGAACCGUAUUUUUAUCGAAGACGAUUUUUUUCUCGAAGCAAACUUGAUUACAGUUUCUCGAAAUGGCAAAGAUAUAUCAGCACCAGUGAUAAAAUCGAAGUACGCCUCGAGCACUUUGACUGUUCGAGUUAAUGCCAAAUCGAUUUUACCCCCAUGGCGAAAUCGCGAAAUCACCCGUCGCCUCGUUACGUCCCCCAUGGGGAUGCUGGAUCCACGAUGCGAAGCAAUCCUCGAGUAUCACGCAUCACUGACAAGAUAUCACUGUGAGAGGUCUCUCGAUAAUUUUAACUCGUGGAAUCCUACGCAACUUCCUACAUGGUUCCCUGCCAAUGC